Gopherus flavomarginatus (Mexican gopher tortoise) is the source of this 8107-nucleotide messenger RNA. RefSeq names its product deleted in malignant brain tumors 1 protein-like. The record is from RefSeq and is a predicted model, not a curated record. Gene Ontology annotation, cellular component: membrane. The transcript is spliced from 22 exons. Bases 178 to 6570 code for a protein of 2130 amino acids. NCBI's taxonomy places the organism in Eukaryota, Metazoa, Chordata, Testudines, Testudinidae.
UCUGCAGUGAGAGGCCUGUCACACCUCCUGCCCCCUUGGGUCCCUGCUCCCUUGGGUGCCUGCCCCAUCUCCCCAGCCUCCCAGCCUGUGACCAUCACACGGAGCUCAGCCUGCCACUCUCACAAGGACAAUCGCCUAACCUAACGCCUGGCCACGCUGCCCCACAAGGACUGUGCUAUGAACAUGGGGUUUCCUGGGUGCCUCCUGCUCCCAGCUAGGCACCCCCUUGGCAGGAGCUCGGCUGCCUGCGCUGGAGCUGGGAACACAAGGAUCCCCAUCCUCCUGGCCUGGCUUUGGGCUUCCAUGACAGGAUUCCCCAUGACAGAAGCUGGCAUCCCAGAACUAACUCAGCUCCGACUGGUGAACGGCCCGAGUCGCUGCGCUGGGAGGGUCGAGGUGCUUCACAACCAGCAGUGGGGAACUGUGUGUGAUGACAGCUGGGACAUAACUGAUGCUGGAGUUGUGUGCAGGCUGCUGGGCUGUGGGAAGGCAUCAUCAGCCCCAGGAGAGGCUCGAUUUGGGCAAGGAUCAGACCCUAUCUGGCUGGAUGACGUCAACUGCGCAGGGACAGAAGCUGCCCUCUCCAGUUGCAGGGCUCGGCCUUGGGGAGAGAAUGACUGUACCCACGGAGAAGAUGCCGGUGUUGUGUGCUCAGACGCUGGCAUCUCAGCAGUGGUUCAGCUCCGACUGGCGAAUGGCCCGAGUCGCUGCGCUGGGAGGGUCGAAGUGCUUCACAACCAUCAGUGGGGAACCGUGUGUGAUGACAGCUGGGACUUACAGGAUGCCGCAGUCGUGUGCAGGCAGCUGGGCUGUGGGACGGCGUUAUCAGCCCCAGGAGGGGGUCACUUUGGGCAAGGAUCUGAUCCUAUUUGGCUGGAUGAUGUGAACUGUGCAGGGACAGAAGUUGCCCUCUCCAGUUGCAGCGCUCGGCCUUGGGGGGAGAAUAACUGUAACCACAGAGAAGAUGCCGGUGUUGUGUGCUCAGGCAUUUCAGAAGUGGCUCAGCUCCGACUGGUGAACGGCCCGAGUCGCUGCGCUGGGAGAGUCGAGGUGCUUCACAGCCAGCAGUGGGGAACCGUGUGUGAUGACAACUGGGACAUAAUUGAUGCUGGAAUCGUGUGCAAGCAGCUGGGAUGUGGGAUAGCGCUAUCAGCCCCAGGAGCGGGUCGAUUUGGGCAAGGAUCUGACCGUAUCUGGCUGGAUGAUGUUCAGUGCAAAGGGACAGAAAUUGGCCUUUCUGAAUGCGGGGCUAGGCCUUGGGGAGACAAUAACUGUCGCCACGGAGAAGAUGCUGGUGUUAUUUGCACAGACACUGAAAUCUCAGAAGUGGCUCAGAUCCGACUGGUGAACAGCAGGAGUCGCUGUGCUGGGAGAGUCGAGGUGUUUCACAACCAGCAGUGGGGAACCGUGUGUGAUGACAGCUGGGACUUACAGGAUGCUGGAGUCGUAUGCAGGCAGCUGGACUGUGGGACGGCGUUAUCAGCCCCAGGAGGGGCUCGAUUUGGGCGAGGGUCAGACCAAGUCUGGCUGGAUGACAUCAACUGUGCAGGGACAGAAGUUGCUCUCUCCAAUUGCAGGGCUCAGCCUUGGGGAGAGAAUAACUGUACCCACGGAGAAGAUGCCGGUGUUGUGUGCUCAGACGCUGGCAUCUCAGAAGUGGCUCAGCUCAGACUGGUGAACAGCUGGAGUCACUGCGCUGGGAGGGUCGAGGUGCUUCACAACCAGCAGUGGGGAACUCUGUGUGAUGACGGCUGGGACUUACAGGAUGCCAGAGUUUUGUGCAGGGAGCUGGGCUGUGGGACAGCAUUAUCAGCCCCAGGAGGGGCUCGAUUUGGGCAAGGAUCAGACCGUAUCUGGCUGGAUGACGUUCAAUGCACAGGGACAGAAGUUGCCCUCUCCGAUUGCAGGGCUCGGUCUUGGGGAGAGAAUAACUGUAACCACGGAGAAGAUGCCAGUGUUGUGUGCUCGGACGCUGGCAUCUCAGAAGUGGCUCAGCUCAGACUGGUGAACAGCAGGAGUCACUGCGCUGGGAGGGUCGAGGUGCUUCACAACCAGCAGUGGGGAACUGUGUGUGAUGACAGCUGGGACUUGCAGGAUGCUGGGGUCGCAUGCAGGCAGCUGGGCUGUGGGACGGCAUUAUCAGCACCAAGAGAGGCUCGGUUUGGGCAAGGAUCUGAUCGUAUCUGGAUGAAUAACGUGAACUGCACAGGGACAGAAGUUGCCCUCUCCGAUUGCAGGGCUCGGCUUUGGGGAGAGAAUAACUGUACCCAUGGAGAAGAUGUUGGUGUUGUGUGCUCAGACGCUGGCAUCUCAGAAGUGGCUCAACUCCGACUGGUGAACAGCCCGAGUCGCUGUGCUGGGAUAGUUGAGGUGCUUCACAGCCAGAAGUGGGCAAGUGUGUGUGAUGACAGCUGGGACUUACAGGAUGCCAGAGUUGUGUGUAGGCAGCUGGUUUGUGGGACGGCAUUAUCAGCCCCAGGAGGGACUCGAUUUGGACGAGGAUCAGACCGUAUCUGGCUGGAUGAUGUCAACUGCACAGGGACAGAAGUUGCCCUCUCUGAUUGCAGGGCUCAGCCUUGGGGAGAGAAUAACUGUACUCAUGGAGAAGAUGACAGUGUUGUGUGCUCAGACGCUGGCAUCUCAGAAGUGGCUCAGCUCCGACUGGUGAACAGCCCGAGUCACUGUGCUGGGAGGGUCGAGGUGCUUCACAACCAUCGGUGGGGAACCGUGUGUGAUGACAGCUGGGACUUACAGGAUGCUGGAGUCGUAUGCAGGCAGCUGGACUGUGGGAUGGCGUUAUCAGCCCCAGGAGGGGCUCGAUUUGGGCGAGGGUCAGACCGUAUCUGGCUGGAUGACGUCAACUGCACAGGGACAGAAGUUGCCCUCUCCGAUUGCAGGGCUCGGCCUUGGGGAGAGAAUAACUGUAUCCACGGAGAAGAUGCCGGUGUUGUGUGCUCAGAUGCUGACAUCUCAGAAGUAGCUCAGCUCCGACUGGUGAAUAGCAGGAGUCACUGCGCUGGGAGGGUUGAGAUGCUUCACAACCGUCAGUGGGGAACCGUGUGUGAUGACAGCUGGGACUUACAGGAUGCCAGAGUCGUAUGCAGGCAGCUGGGCUGCGGGACGGCAUUAUCAGCCCCAGGAGGAGCUCGAUUUGGGCGAGGGUCAGACCGUAUCUGGCUGGAUAACGUGAACUGCACAGGGACAGAAGCUGCCCUCUCCGAUUGCAGGACUCGGCCUUGGGGAGAGAAUAACUGCAACCAUGGAGAAGAUGCCGGUGUUGUGUGUUCAGACGCUGGCAUCUCAGAAGUGGCUCAGAUCCGACUGGUGAACAGUAGAAGUCACUGCGCUGGGAGGGUCGAGGUGCUUCGCAACCAGCAGUGGGGAACCGUGUGUGAUGACAGCUGGGACUUACAGGAUGCUGAAGUCGUGUGCAGGCAGCUGGGCUGUGGGACGGCGUUAUCAGCACCAAGAGAGGCUCGAUUUGGGCAAGGAUCUGAUCGUAUCUGGCUGGAUAACGUAAACUGCACCGGGACAGAAAUUGCCCUCUCAGAUUGCAGGGCUCGGCUUUGGGGAGAGAAUAACUGUACCCAUGGAGAAGAUGCCGGUGUUGUGUGCUCAGACGCUGGCAUCUCAGAAGUGGCUCAGAUCCGACUGGUGAACAGUAGAAGUCACUGCGCUGGGAGGGUCGAGGUGCUUCGCAACCAGCAGUGGGGAACCGUGUGUGAUGACAGCUGGGACUUACAGGAUGCUGAAGUCGUGUGCAGGCAGCUGGGCUGUGGGACGGCGUUAUCAGCACCAAGAGAGGCUCGAUUUGGGCAAGGAUCUGAUCGUAUCUGGCUGGAUAACGUAAACUGCACCGGGACAGAAAUUGCCCUCUCAGAUUGCAGGGCUCGGCUUUGGGGAGAGAAUAACUGUACCCAUGGAGAAGAUGCCGGUGUUGUGUGCUCAGACGCUGGCAUCUCAGAUGUGGCUCAGAUCCGACUGGUAAACAGCCCGAGUCGCUGUGCUGGGAGGGUCGAGGUGCUUCACAACCAGAAGUGGGGAACUGUGUGUGAUGACAGCUGGGACUUACAGGAUGCCGGAGUCGUGUGCAGGCAGCUGGCCUGUGGGACGGCGUUAUCAGCACCAGGAGGGGCUCGAUUUGGACAAGGGUCUGACCAAAUCUGGCUGGAUGAAGUAAACUGCACAGGGACAGAAGUUGCCCUCUCCAGUUGUGGGGCUCAGCCUUGGGGAAACAAUAACUGUAACCACGAAGAAGAUGCCAGUGUUGUGUGCUCAGAUGCUGGUAUCUCAGAAGUGGCUCAGCUCCGACUGGUGAACGGCCCAAGUCUCUGUGCUGGGAGGGUCGAGGUGCUUCACAACCAGCUCUGGGGAACCGUGUGUGAUGACAGCUGGGACUUACAGGAUGCCAGAGUCGUGUGCAGGCAGCUGGCCUGUGGGACAGCAUUAUCAGCCCCACGAGGGGCUCAAUUUGGACGAGGGUCAGACCAUAUCUGGCUGGAUUAUGUCAAGUGCAGAGGGACAGAAGCUGCCCUCACCGAUUGCAGGGCUCAGCCUUGGGGAGAGAAUAACUGUACUCACGGAGAAGACGCCGGUGUUGUGUGCUCAGACGCUGGUAUUUCAGAAGUAGCUCAGCUUCGACUGGUGAACGGCCCAAGUCGCUGUGCUGGGAGGGUCGAGGUGCUUCACAACCAUCAGUGGGGAACAGUGUGUGAUGACAGCUGGGACUUACAGGAUGCUGGAGUCGUGUGCAGGCAGCUGGGCUGUGGGACGGUGUUAUCAGCCCCAGGAAUGGCUCGAUUUGGACGAGGGUCAGACCAUAUCUGGCUGGAUUAUGUCAACUGCACAGGAACAGAAGCUGCCCUCUCCGAUUGCAGGGCUCAGCCUUGGGGAGAGAAUAACUGUACUCACGGAGAAGAUGCCGGUGUUGUGUGCUCAGACGCUGGCAUCUCAGAACUGGCUCACGUCCGACUGGUGAACAGCCCAAGUCACUGCGCUGGGAGGGUCGAGGUGCUUUACAACCAUCAGUGGGGAACAGUGUGUGAUGACAGCUGGGACUUACAGGAUGCCAGAGUCGUGUGCAGGCAGCUGGGCUGUGGGACGGCGUUAUCAGCCCCACGACAGGCUCGAUUUGGGCCAGGAUCAGAUCAUAUCUGGCUGGAUGAUGUCAACUGCACAGGGACAGAAGUUGCUCUCUCCGAUUGCAGGGCUCGGCCUUGGGGAGACAGUAACUGUACCCACGGAGAAGAUGCCAGUGUUGUGUGUUCAGACUCUGGCAUCUCAGAAGUGGCUCAGCUCCGACUGGUGAACGGCCCCAGUCGCUGUGCUGGGAGAGUUGAGGUGUUUCACAAGCAGCAGUGGGGAACCGUGUGUGAUGACAGCUGGGACAUAACUGAUGCUGGAGUUGUAUGCAGGCAGCUGGGCUGUGGGACGGCGCUGUUAGCCCCUGCCGGGGCUCACUUUGGGCAAGGAUCUGACCAUAUCUGGCUGGAUGACGUCAACUGCACAAGCACAGAAGCUGCCCUCUCCGAUUGCAGGGCUCGGCAUUGGGGAGAUAAUAACUGUACCCAUGGAGAAGAUGCCGGUGUUGUGUGCUCAGACGCUGGCAUCUCAGAAGUGGCUCAGCUCCGACUGGUGAAUGGCCCUAGUCGCUGCGCUGGGAGAGUCGAGGUGCUUCACAACCAGCAGUGGGGAACUGUGUGUGAUGGCAGCUGGGGCUUGUCCGAGGCUGAAGUUGUGUGCAGGCAGCUGGGCUGUGGGACGGCGUUAUCAGCACCACGUGGGGCUCGGUUUGGACAAGGAUCUGCCCGUGUGUGGCUGGAUGAGGUUCAGUGCACAGGUGCAGAAGCUGCCCUCACCGAAUGCAGGGCUAAGCCUUGGGGAGAGCAUGGCUGUAACCCUGGAGAAGAUGCCAGUGUUGUGUGCUCAGAUCAGGGCCAGCUGAGGCUGCGGCUGACGAGUGGCCCAAGCCCCUGCUCCGGGCGAGUGGAAGUGCUGAUUAACAACACCUGGGGUGCUGUGUGUGAUGCCGGCUGGGGCCUGCCAGAGGCGGGAGUGGUGUGCAAGCAGCUGGGCUGUGGCACGGUGCUGUCAGCCCCGGGGGUUGCUCAGUUUGGCCAUGGGGCCGGCGACGUCUGGCUGGAGGGCGUGAGCUGCUCGGGUCAGGAGUCUCUCAUCAGCGAGUGCCAGCUGAGCCGGCUGGGUCCUGGACUGUGUGGCCGUGGCUCCGAGGCCAGUGUGGUGUGUGCCGGGCAGGCCGGCCUUGGGAUACUGUACUAUGUGCUCCUCGGCCUGGGUGCCCUCGUGGUGCUGAUCUGUGUGGCCCUGCUCUGCUGGAGGAUGUGUCGGAAGAGAGCCGCUGGGUACCCCUUGGGCCAUGUACACAUGGAGGAGCUGUGGGCUCCAGGGACCCCGGCCUGGCCCCAGGAAGCAGCAAAUCCAGAGCCCGCCAAGGAACUCGACAGCAAGAUGACCCAGCAGUGCUGUGAAAGCCGCAUGCCAGCCGGGCUGGGCUGGGCUCAGCCUGCAGUGAGAGACGAGCCGGUGGGAUCCUGCGCAGAGCAGCCCUAGAGCUGCCAGCUGCCUGGGCUGUGGGAACUCUGCUGGGGCUUGUCUGGGGGCUGGGGCUGCUGGCUGAUGGCUGGAGGUCUCAGCUCCCCCAUUACCUGGGAAUGUUCAAGGUAGCAUGUGAGCAGUGGUUGCUGCCUGUAAAGUACUGAGUCAUGCAUGGACAUGUGACAUGCCCAUGUGACUCCAAACUCCAUCUUGCUGCUGUGAUUUUCCACAGUGAGAACAAACGGAUGUCCUUCCACAUGGCAGAGGCUAUAAAAGGCCCUGGAAACCCCUCCAUUUUGUCUUCAGUCCUGCUUCUGACCUCUGGAGGAACCUUGCCACAAACUGAAGCUCUGAACGAAGGACUGGAUGACCCAUUCCAGCCGUGGAUGUAUUCCAGAGACUUGAUUUAAACCUGCAGUUUAUUCCAUCACUGCUACAAGCCUGAACCAAGAACUUUGCCAUUAUUAUAUGUAAUUGAUUCCAUUUAACCAGUUUUAACCCUUAUCUAUAUUUCUUUCUUUUUAUGAAUAAACCUUUAGAUUUUAGAUUCUAAAGGUUUGGCAACAGUGUGAUUUGUGGGUACGAUCUGACUUGUAUAUUGACCUGGGUCUGGGGCUUGAUUCUUUGGGAUUAGGAGAAUCUUUUUUCUUUUACUGGGGUAUUGGUUUUCAUAACCAUUCAGCCCCAUAGCAAGUGGCACAAGUGGUGAUACUGGGAAACUGGAGUGUCUAAGGGAAUUGCUUGUGUGACUUAUGGUUAGCCAGUGGGGUGAGACCGAAGUCUUCUCUGUUUGGCUGGUUUGGUGCCUUAAUAGUAAAGGACCCCCAGCCUUGGGCUCUAACUGCCCUGCUCUAAGCAGUUUGUCCUGAAUUGACACUGUCAGUUGUGUCCCGCUAGAGGCAGCAUGUUACAGAUUCUCUUUUAAAAAUGUUGUUUUGUUUGUAAAACUGCUCUGUAAAUGACAGCGGGGAUACAUGCUGCUUCAAAUAUGCCACAUGCUCCUCUCUCUCCUUACUAGUUACUCAUUCGUCCACGUUGACACAGGGCUUCUGUCUUUUUAAACUUCACUUCUUAUUGAAACACGCACUUAUGUAAAUAUGGGUCAUCUGUAGUGACAUUUCCCCUACACUUUAAAUAUUCAGAAAGUCUUAAGAUAAAUUAUUCUUUUGCUGAUGGGAGAGAAAGGCCAAUCUGUACCUUCAUGCAGUUACAGAAUUAUUGCUUCUCUUUUUUAUUGUAAAUGUUGGGGCAGGGUAUUAUAUUAACCCCCAAAAUCUUCAUACUUUACAAAGGAUAUCCUGUACGUUUGUGUUUUAAAUUAAAAGUCUCCUUAUAGCUAAAGUCAGUAUGGUCUAAUUUACCAAUAAAUAUCAAAAGCUAUAAAAAUACGUUACUUUAAGUUAAUGGAAUAAGGGAAAUUGGUAUAAAGGUUAGUCAUAACUUUCAUGAGGGGCUUUCUACCCUUUUUAAAGACAAAUGCUAAAGGUUUUAUGUAAAAAGAGGUAAUUUAAUUCCUGGUAUAAAAGUCAAAAGAAAUAAUGAUGUCUGCUAA